Messenger RNA from Malania oleifera, 1067 nucleotides. RefSeq names its product osmotin-like protein. Gene Ontology annotation, cellular component: extracellular region. NCBI's taxonomy places the organism in Eukaryota, Viridiplantae, Streptophyta, Magnoliopsida, Santalales, Ximeniaceae. The transcript has a single exon. Gene Ontology annotation, biological process: defense response. The coding region runs from base 47 to 796 and encodes 249 amino acids. The record is from RefSeq and is a predicted model, not a curated record.
UUCCUCAAUCUCCUCUCUCUCCUCUCUCUUUCUCUAAAGUCUAACAAUGGCCUCUGGAGCACCAUUGUCUUCCUUUGUCUGCUAUUUGCUUGUCCUGUGCACCGUCGCCCAGGCUACGCACCCUGGGCUCAUUUUAACCGUGGUCAACAACUGCCCCUUCACCAUCUGGCCCGCCAUUCAGCCCAACGCCGGCCACGUCCUGCCGGAGCGGGGCGGGUUCGCCCUCGAGACCCUGACCCACCACUCCUUCUACGCCCCGGCCCAGCACUGGUCGGGCCGGAUCUGGGGCCGCACCGGCUGCACCCACCACAACGGCCAUUUCACCUGCGCCACCGGCGACUGCGGCGGCCGCAUCCAGUGUGAGGGCUUGGGCGGCGCCACCCCCGCCACGCUGGCGCAGUUCACCCUCCACCACGGGCACGCCGACUUCUCCUCCUACGGGGUGAGCCUGGUGGACGGGUUCAACCUGCCGAUGACAGUGACGCCGCACGAGGGGAAGGGGGUUUGCCCGGUGGUGGGGUGCAGGGUGAACCUGCUGGAGACGUGUCCGCCGCAGCUGCAGGUGAGGGGGGCGGCGGGACACGUGGUGGGGUGCAAGAGCGGGUGCGAGGCGUUCGGGACCGACGAGCUGUGCUGCAGGAACCAUUACAACAGCCCGCAGACGUGCAAGGCGUCUAUCUACUCGGAUUUCUUCAAGCACUCCUGCCCCAACACCUUCACCUUCGCCCACGACAGCCCCUCCCUCAUACACGAGUGCUCGGCGCCGCGCGAGCUCAAGGUCAUCUUUUGUCACUAAAAGAUUACACAGAGCAAAACUCCAUCCACUGUUUUUUUUUUUUUUUUUUCUUUCUUUCUUUCUUUCUUUUCAGUGUCCCUGUGUUUUGUUUUGUUUUGUUUUGUUUUUUUGGAUUAUGCAUCGUGUAUCCGUGUCUAUUUUACGAUUCACGUAACUAAGGGGUUUUAUGGAUGUGUAUGGUAUGCAAAGGCACAGUUCGACACUUGUGUAGUUAGUCUCUUGAAGCUGUAAGCUGUUAAAGUGUUAAGGCCUGUUUAUGUUUGGACUUUCA